AUGGUCAAAAGACUUGAGACAGAGGGGCCAACGAACAUCGAUCCUGAAGAAGAUGAGGGCGAGUACCUUAAAGAUCUCAUUGAUGAGUGUGGUACAGACUACGAAACUGAGGAAUCGCCCAAGCCGGAUGCAAGGCGACCCCCUAGCGGGGAGUCUAGUGUCCCAGAUGGUAAGGGUGAAUCCGAUCCCAAAGUCGCUAAAGGCAUUGAGGCGCUUAAGAAGGAAGCUACAUCAUUGCAUCAUCUGAUGACUCACGUCCCUAAGAAUCCCUAUUGCUCGGUAUGCAACCAAGCCAAGAUGUACAAGACCCCAGGCUACAAAACAGAGGGUCUUCGCUCCGUCGAGGCUUCCAGCUUCGGUGAUCACAUCACCGCCGACCAUGUGGUGAUCUACAGGGAUAACGAUUCUGUCGUAGAGGAAGCUAGAUUGGCCCUCGUCAUCAAAGAUGUCGCUACGAACUUUAUGUAUGCGUACCCUUCAGCCCUCAAGGAUGCCGACGAAUGUAAAGCGUCACUUCAGCACUUUGUUGCGAGCAAAGACAAGGUGGGUGUGUUCUAUAGCGAUAAUGCAAAGGAGCUCACGAAGGCUUCGAAAUCGCUCGGCUGGCGCCAUGAGCACAGUAAGGAAUAUGUCCAUCAGUCAAACGCCGAUGCCGUGCCAUCCGAUGAACAAAAGGCGGAGAUUGAAGACGCCAGCCGAAAGGUUGAGCAAGCCAUGGUCAUAGACCCACAAUCCGGUAGGUACGGCGGAGCCAGGGGUUCCACCAAGCCCGACGAGAUUCCUUCUCACCUCUGGGUCAACAUGUCAAAAGCUCAGAAGAAAAAGGCCAUUGAAGAAUCAGCUAUGAAAGCUGCCUUGGAGCUCACAGAAACGAGGCAUACAAUCAUCAUGCCCCUUGGAGGCAGUACUAUCGUCAACGAUGAAGAUGACUGGAAGAAUCGAAGGCGUCGCAACAAGAAGCUCCGGUUCAAGUGGAUCGGUCAAACGACGUUCGAAAUCAAGCCAAGCUUACAUCCCACUCCUAGCGGAGAUGGCUCUUAUCCAUCAAUGCCGGUCGUUGCCGCAACCGAAGAUGAGCAUCGCGACAAACUCCAAAAACACCCUCCACUCACUGAGGAGGAGAUUCGAGAUGCUAUGUCAAUGGUCGCCAGACCAGUUGGAAGGAAGGAGCUGAAUCAAAACCCCAAAGCUCAGGCCUCCCUGGACGUUGAAUGGGAGAAGCUCAUGAAGAAACAAGCCUGGGAUAUGGGAUCCGUCAGAGAAUGGGAUUCCGUCUCAAGCGAAGCAUUGAAGCGCAAUCGCAAAGUCCAUGUCGGCAAGAUCUUUGAGAUUUGUGUCGAAAAGGGCAGCGAACUCCCUGCUAAUGAUCCCCUUCGUAAAUUUAAGGGUAGAACAGUUUUUCAGGGUAACAAUGUGAAAGAUGAAAGUAACGACACCGCACUUUUCAGCGAGCUGGGCUCCAGCCCCGCUACAAUGGAAGCGGGAAAGACCUUGGACGCCUACGGGCACAUGCCGGGCAACGUUUGUGAGCAAGCCGAUGGUAAGCAAGCAUACACACAGACUAAGCUCAAGGGCGCUGAAACUUGGGUAAGAUUGCCUAAGGAGCGCUGGCCGAAAGGUCGUUACCUAGGUUGCGAGCACCUUUCUCAAUCUACGUCGCUUGGAAAAGCAGACCAUCCAUUUGCUCAUGUCUUCGACAAAAGCAUUCCUGACCCAGCUGCCAAACCAGCCACUGCAGCAGCUGUUCAAGACUACAGCGAAUACUAUCCUGAAGACGGUGUUGUCGUCCGACAUCAUCUUCAGCCCCGCAAAGCUUACUAUUCUCUCAAACCGGAAGAGGCUCAGGCGUUAAAUGUUGGCAAAAGUCGACUCACGGAAGUGACGUCCUUAGCUUUCCCCGAAGUGGUCGAAGAGGUUUGGGAUGACAAAGUUAGCUCUAGAAAGCGGGGGGAAUUAUGGACUGGACGCACGUAUCUUGUGUCCGAACAACUUAACCGCACAGCCGCGAUGGCUGCAAUCAAUCGCGUGCGUGACAAGACCAAAGCCAAGAAAGCCGCACGCAAGCAGGCGUUCUACGAUGUCAAUCAGCUUGACAAAGGUCAGGGCUGCAUGAAAUCGCCCACACGGCAGGUUAUCUAUGAUAUGAGCUCGUUUUUACAACAGGCCAUAGACCGAUACAAAGAGCUCACUCCUUCUGAAUUCCACAACUUGAAGAAGGUUUCUACUCCUUUCUAUGAUGAUAAGAUAGCUCGCCCAGUGGGAACUGAGGCCGAAGUUCGAGGUAAGCUCGCCCCGAUCGCCAGCCGUGUUCUGAUGAAGCUUUUGUUUGCGGCUAGGUUGAUGUGCUAUGUCCACAGCACCCUUCACUAUAAGAUGUCGGGAUUUGUGGGAGACAGCAUAGACAAAUGCAACCUUUGGCUUUUCGCU
This is a messenger RNA of Symbiodinium sp. CCMP2456, 2427 nucleotides long. The record is from the annotation of a GenBank genome assembly. Lineage: Eukaryota; Dinophyceae; Suessiales; Symbiodiniaceae.